This is a messenger RNA of Zophobas morio, 1208 nucleotides long. RefSeq names its product T-cell leukemia homeobox protein 3-like. The coding region runs from base 144 to 1052 and encodes 302 amino acids. The record is from RefSeq and is a predicted model, not a curated record. Gene Ontology annotation, molecular function: DNA-binding transcription factor activity, RNA polymerase II-specific; RNA polymerase II cis-regulatory region sequence-specific DNA binding. The transcript has 3 exons. Gene Ontology annotation, cellular component: nucleus. NCBI's taxonomy places the organism in Eukaryota, Metazoa, Arthropoda, Insecta, Coleoptera, Tenebrionidae. Gene Ontology annotation, biological process: regulation of transcription by RNA polymerase II; animal organ development.
AGUUAGGCGGCUGUUUUCCGGUCGGCUCCGGCUGUCUCACGUGCUAAUUAAACCCGGAUUAAUCGGCCCUGUGAUAGUUAACCAUGCGUAAACGAGUGACGAAUUAAUCGCAAUUAACCGCAAUCGAUCGCUAUUAACCAAUAAUGUCCGACCACGAGCUGACGGAAGACGACCACGAGAUCAACGUCUUGGACACCGACAGCAGACUAUCACAUAGUGACAGUGAGCCGCACAGCGCCAGGAGUCACUGCUCGAGCCCCGAAAAUGUGCCCACGUCGCACAGUUCCACCAGUACGGUCCUGCCGUUUAGCAUUUCGAACUUAUUAGGCAAAAAUUUCGAACAGAAGACAGAGCCGGACGGUGUCGCGUCGCUCUACCACCACAACUCUGCCAUUUUUCAGCAGAGGGGCGCCCUGGGGGGCCUGGUGCCGUCGGGAUUUUACGGACAAGGUGUUUUGAGGGUGCCCGCGCACAGGCCUCUAGGGGGCCCCGGCAGUCCCGCCGGCGGAGUUUUCAGCCCCUGGACGCUCGGCCUGGACCCGGUGCUCCAGCGGUCGGCGGCGGCCGCCGCCUUCGCCACUCAAGUCGUCAAGGAUAGGCUAGCAGCUACUUUUCCCAUGACGAGGCGGAUCGGCCACCCUUACCAGAACCGGACUCCGCCCAAACGGAAGAAGCCCCGAACGUCUUUCACGCGUCUCCAGAUCGCCGAACUCGAGAAGAGGUUUCACAAACAGAAAUACCUAGCUUCAGCCGAGAGAGCCGCGUUAGCGAAAACUUUAAAAAUGACCGACGCUCAAGUGAAAACGUGGUUUCAGAACCGGAGGACGAAGUGGCGACGUCAAACGGCCGAAGAACGGGAAGCGGAGCGUCAAGCCGCCAACCGCCUCAUGCUGAGCCUUCAAGCCGAAGCCUUGACCAAAGGCUACAUGAGCGAAGGUCCCCCUCCCACCUCAGGGCCUGGUGAUACGGCCCUGAGCGCCCUACAGAACCUGCAGCCUUGGGCUGGUCCCUACAGCGCCCCCCAGCCGGCCCUCGCCGAAUCUAUGUGUUGAAAAGACAUGAACUAAAAAACAAAGUGCAAUCGAAAAAUUGACGUGUUGUUGGUUGUGGAACGGACCGUACUUCGACUGAACGCGAAAAGUAGUGUGAUCUGUAAAUGUAUAAUAAUUCAUUCCUAGAAUUAAAAUUGUAGAUAUGAGUUUAGUGUA